AAUGUAUCACCGCCUGCUGUGUCUGUUCUCUAUCAAUAUUGAAGAAAACACGGAAGGAAAUCGCGUCGAUGUCUUCUUUGAGGAUUCCAGUCGAAUCGAGGAUGUUUUACAGCAAUACAAAGGGCCCAGCACUUGAUCGGUACUUCGUCUGAUCGGUUCCACGGACGGAUGAAAGGUGGAAAUCGUCGUUGUGUCUAAUGAAGCAGAAAGACGGGACAGCCAUGGAUGGAAUCUCAGUUAGAGAAACAUCGAGCUAAGGCCUUCAUGAUAAUAAUAAUAACGGCAUAAAUGCGUAAAUAAACAAUGGUAACAGAUUGUUUUAUGAAAACAUGCUUUUUUGAGGGCAAAAAAAUAAAAGAAAAAUACGAAACUAAAUUGUGUUAACUCUGUAACAACCAAAGAAGAAAUUUCACGACAUCUGUUUCACAAAACAACAACAAAACAAAAGAUUCUCCUUCGAUUUCUUUAAACGAAAGCGAAACAACAACAAAAAACAAACACAAACAAAUCCAAGCGCAACACGAGGAAUUCUACACAACAACAACAACAACAACAAAGCAGGAAGCCACUAUAUGGACGUUCGAGUUGCUAGAAAUAGCAGCCAAAUCUCAUCGCCUUGAUAAAAAAAAAAGUGAAGGACAUAUCGGAUGGUCUGAUCGUGGAUCUACUAGUCGGUGAUGGUCACGGCUUGAACGUCUUUGAUCGCAGAUAAGCUCUGUCGAAGCUUACUUGGGACUAAACAACAGCAACAACAACAACAACCAAGGCGGCGGCAACAGUCUAUAUUGGUGUUGCUCAAAGAACUUCCAUCUUAAACUCACUCUAGUUCUUCACUCAUUUGGAAUGGUCACUUGAGACAGAAAGGAACCAAAAUAUGUAUAAGAAAAAAAUUAAGAUAUUAAAUUCUUGUCUUUAAAAUUAUUCUUCAAUUUAACGAAAAUUUAAAACAAAAAAAUGAACACAGCCAUUGGAAGAAGAAAACGAAAAAAACCUCAAAAUAGUUGAAUUCCAUUCUUAAAAAAAAUAAAUACAUAUAUAUAUAUAUACUAAGUUGUUUUUAAUCAAAGGAAGGAAAACAUUCUCAAAUAUGGAUGUUAAGAAGAAAUGUUCCAUGAAAACUCCACAUUCUGAGAAGGAUUCCUCAGCUGAAGAUCAUCUGCAAAAAACUCCAAAAAAAUCUGUAUCUUCCGAAGGAUGUCGUUCUUCGGAACGAAGACGAAACAAGCCAGAAUUUUCGAUGCCAAAAAGGUCAGAUGUCUGGGACAAUAUUAAAGAUGUGCCGUUGAAAGGAAUGGGUUCGCUUAUUCCACGUAAAAUUGUUAAUGACUUUGUAGUUAAUAAUUAUCGUUAUAAUCAUGAUCCUAAUUACACCAGUGGAGAAGAGAGUCCUUUUGUUGAAAGCGCUGAAGAGAGUGACGGUUUUACAAAAGCCAAAACAAAACAACAAAAAGCAAUAAAGAAACGAAUAAAAAAUUCUUCAAAAAGACAACAAAAGGGUUCUGAUUCAUCAGAAUCCUUUGACAGUUCUGAGGAAUCGGUAAUGAAAGCAAAGAAACUUAAUCUAAAAAGUAUGUGCAAAAAGGUCCAUACUAAGAAUUCUGCUAAAAAGCCCUUAAGUGAAUCACUAGAAUCUUCAGACAAUUCUGACAAUGCCAUUGUGAAAUCUGCUCUCAGAAUACGGAAGGUGAUUAGUUCCGAGUCAGAUUCUACAGAAAGCCAAGAGAAAAUUUCAAAAGCUGCCCAAAUUUCUCUGAUUUCUAAACGGAAGAAAGCACCACAGGCACUCCAGAGUAGCAGCAGCAGUGUUUCCGACAGCGAGGUCGCUGGGGGGAGAGGGGAUAAGUCUAAAAUGGAAAGAGAUGAGAAAGCGAAAAGGUUGUCUGUCAUGAACAAAUCAGUAAAACACAGCCAUUUCAAAUGGGGGUCCAGUGAAGAAGAGGAGAAGGAAAAGAUUGUGAGUAUCACAAAAAAGGCUAGAAACGCUGGAACCAUUUCAAGCGAAUGGAGUGGUUCUGUAUCCGAUGUUUGUGUGGAGGAUUCUUCAGAAAACAGUGUAUCUGACCGUGACUUUAUUUGCAAAGAUCUUCCAUCUGCAGCCAGUUCCAGUAAAACCGUAGGCAAGAAUUCAGACAAAUAGACAUUUGAUCUCGACCGACUGUUUGGCAAUGUUUUGCUCAUUGGAAGGUUCGGACCUGAUGCUUGUUGAACCAAAAUAGAAUCGGUUUUACUUGCAUAUUCUAUUAAUGUAAAAGUAAAGUCUGCAAUUAUUUGCAGAAUAACAGUAAGACACUGGCAGUGCAAGACAUUGAUAUGGUUUCAGUCUCUGAUGGAAGCCAUUUCACUUCACUUUUGUUUCUGGGAAAUGGCAUGAACACCACUACAUUACAUGACCUCCCAGUUUAUAAUCCAAGACAUAUUAUCAUCUUGCCAAGAACUUUCUAUUGUCUUUGGAAAUCAUUUAGUUCUUGGUUUGCAUUUUUUUUUUGUUAUGCUUAGUCUAAGACGGAGAAGGGCAGAACCUUCUGUGACCAUUUUUUUAUAUGACAUUAAAGACUUGUAGAGAUGAAUGUUAGGUGGGAUUCAAUAUUUUUGUCAUGUUGUCCCCUAGUGUAGAAACCAUGCCUCGUGGGCGUAAGCUCUAACCUAGGGGACAAUAUGCCAAAAACAUUGAGUUAACAUAAAAUUGAACUCUUGAUCUGAAUGUUUGCAACAGAGUGAACCCAGCAAACGACACACCCAGGCGCCAGAUUGUGGGGUACUAUGGGUUUAGCCUUGCAAGGGAUGAAGCUCACCACACAACCAUCACAUGAUGCUGUAGCAUUAAAAGCAGGUCCAUAAUCCGGUGGCAACAUUGACUACUCCUAUCACCAGACACACACACAUACAUAAAGAUAUAUAUAUAUAUAUUUUUUCAUUUAGACAUAGUAGGCCCCUUCAUCUCACCAUAUAAAAUUUUUUUAUUUUAAAUACCUACUAGGCGCAG
Octopus sinensis (East Asian common octopus) is the source of this 2983-nucleotide messenger RNA. RefSeq names its product dentin sialophosphoprotein-like. The record is from RefSeq and is a predicted model, not a curated record. NCBI's taxonomy places the organism in Eukaryota, Metazoa, Mollusca, Cephalopoda, Octopoda, Octopodidae. Bases 1088 to 2137 code for a protein of 349 amino acids. The transcript has 2 exons.